CGUUGUGAGUGACGGUUGUUGUUGAUGAUUCAUGAUAACACAAGCAUUUACCAGGUCUUUUAGUAAAUUUAGUUACCAUCUACAUAAAGAGAUUUCCAGAAAGUUCAUUUCAAUAAUGCCAAAACCCAUUGUAAUAAGUGGACCUUCUGGGAGUGGAAAGAGUACCCUUCUUACCAAACUAUUUGGAGAAUUUCCUAAUUGCUUUGCCUUCAGUGUUUCACAUACAACUAGAAAGCCCAGAUCAGGAGAACAACAUGGAAAAGACUACUUCUUUGUACCAAUGGAAGAGUUUGAAAAAAUGAUAGAUGAGGGUUCAUUUUUGGAACAUGCACAGUUUUCUGGCAAUAGAUACGGAACAAGUAAGAUGGCUGUGGACAUGAUCCAGAAAUCUGGCAGACUUUGUGUACUAGAUGUAGAAAUUAAUGGAGUGAAAAACAUUAAACAAACAGACCUAAAUGCUCAGUAUAUUUUUGUCAAGCCACCUUCAUUGGAGGAUUUGAGGAAAAGAUUAGAAAGAAGAGGCACAGAAACUAAAGAGUCCUUACAGAAACGCUUGGAUACCGCCCAGGAGGCACUGCAGUAUGCUGAGCAGCCUGGCUCCUAUGAUCACAUAAUUGUUAAUGAUGAUUUAAACACAGCAUAUGAGCAGUUGAAACAGAUUGUUAAAGAUGAUAUUAAUUCUCUGUCAAAUGGUACAGCUAAGCAUGAAUAGGAAACUAAAAUCUCUGAGGGGUAGUUAGCAAUAGUUCUAGUAAUAGUUCCAGGGACCAUUUAAUUUUCAUAGUAUAAGUAUAUUUUUUCAGAUCAGAUAUAUUUAUUCUUUUUUAUUCUAGAUUUUUAUCCCCCUUCUUAAGUAUUUUGUUAUUAGUUUCCAGAUCUGCCAGAUAUAUCCACAUUAGUUACAAUAUAUAAAUCAUACAUAUGUACAUGUACUACUGCUUUAUUUUUGUAAGACUAUGGCAUUAGAAUAAACUGAUUGUGACUAAUACUGAAAUUUUUCAGAAAGCAAUCACCAUUGUAUUUUGAAAAAGAAAAUGAUUGGUAUAUAUAUA
Saccostrea echinata is the source of this 1052-nucleotide messenger RNA. RefSeq lists its product as uncharacterized. NCBI's taxonomy places the organism in Eukaryota, Metazoa, Mollusca, Bivalvia, Ostreida, Ostreidae. Gene Ontology annotation, biological process: purine nucleotide metabolic process. Gene Ontology annotation, cellular component: cytosol. Gene Ontology annotation, molecular function: GMP kinase activity. The transcript is spliced from 8 exons. The record is from RefSeq and is a predicted model, not a curated record. The coding region runs from base 32 to 712 and encodes 226 amino acids.